GGAAAUUUCUGGUUGGGUUCUAUUUACAACAUGUGGGGGUUUGUUCUCUACAAACUGGACUCUAGUGAAGAAGCCCUUCAGUUCUUCAAAACGGCCACAGAAACCUUGAAGCGGCUGAGGGAGGGAGAUGAGGGUCCCUGGUUGGUGGUGAACUACGGGAAUCUGGCCUGGCUGCACCAUCUUCUUGGAGAAGAGGCAACAAGUCAGGACUACUUGUCAAAGGUUGGAGCUCUCAAAAGUAGAUUCCCAUCUCCAUCCCAGGACGAGCUCCAUCCAGAGAUCUACGCCGAGAAAGCCUGGACUCUGAUGAAGUUAGGUAAAAAGAACACGGAGCUGGCUGCAGAUUACUUUCAGAGAGCCUUAAACAUGCAGCCAGACAUGGUGCAGUGGCAGUCCAGCCGUGUCAUUGCUCUGGCCAGUGCUGCUAAGUACUGGGACACAGACCUGAGUGAUGAACUCUUGCAGGAAAUUAGAACAGCCCGAGAGCAGGAUCCAGAGAAUCUGUACUUGGCUGCUGUGGAGCUUACAGUAAGAAAAAGAAUGGGAGAAUCAGUGGAAGAUGAGGUGAAGGCGCUGGGUCAGCGGAUCCUCCUGCAGCCUGUCAGCAGCUACAGUGGUCUG
Molecule: messenger RNA, 621 nt
Organism: Oryzias melastigma (Indian medaka)
Lineage: Eukaryota; Metazoa; Chordata; Actinopteri; Beloniformes; Adrianichthyidae
Product: interferon-induced protein with tetratricopeptide repeats 1B-like
Exons: 1
Biological process (GO): defense response to virus
Cellular component (GO): cytosol
Molecular function (GO): protein binding
Source: RefSeq, a predicted model, not a curated record